AUGGCCAGCCCCGCGCCCUUAGUAGCCUCUAUUAGUCACCAAAUGGUGGCUCUGCAGACCCUGCAGCUGCUGCAGCAGGAAUGGGGCUGGGGGGACGGGCCAGGCGCCACCGGGGGUUCGCGCGACCCGGACCACGUGUCCGCCGCCCCUGUCCGAUGCUCAGGCCAUGGGCGAGCCCUGCUGGGGCCAGAACGUGAGGUGGGGGGCGGAACCGUGGGAUCCGGGGCUCGGGCGAGGACCCCCGAAGCAGGGAUGGUGCGGGGCGCCGAGGGGGGCGCCGAGCUGCUCCUCCUCCCGCGGGACCGCAGGCCCUGCACCCUGGCGAGGAUGGCGAUGCGCAGCGCGCUGGCCCGCGUGGUAGACUCGACCUCCGAGCUGGUCAGCGUGGAGCAGACGCUGCUGGGGCCCCUGCAGCAAGAGCGAUCCUUUCCCAUUCACCUGAAGGAUAGUGUUGAAUUUAGAAACAUCUGCAGUCACCUGGCUCUACAGAUUGAAGGACAGAAGUUUGACAGAGACUUGAGUGCUGCGCACCAGUGUUUGAAGACCAUAGUCAAGAAGCUGAUCCAGUCCCUCGCUAACGUUCCUUCAGAUGCCCAUGUGGUAGCCUGUGCAUCCCUGAGACAGAUCUUGCAGAAUCUCCCAGAUGUGUGAGUGGUAAAGACUUCAGGAUGAACACCACAGCAAGCACCAUGAAGAGACCUGGACACCUUCCGCUCCUAAUGGAAGCAGCGGACAAUGGAUGUUUGUAUCCAGGCAAGGAGACUUGAUGCACAUGUAGCAGUCAGACCCGCCACUUCUGUAGCCUUCAGAAUUACAGCCUGUUAGUGAACAUUUUUUUUUUAAGCUGCAGUUCACAUUUUUAAGUGUGUUAUUUUCUGGCUUUCUGAAACAUAUUCCAUCUUAUGGAAUGGGGUAGAUUAUAGCUGUACAUAAUUGUAUUAAUUCCUAUUAAAUACUAGUUUUGAUCAAAUGACACUCUACUCUGUAUUCAUAGUAACGUAGAUCUAUAAUAUUUAACCUAGUUAUUUCUAUGAUUAAAGCUGCAUGGUCCUUAAAUUAUCUUCAGAGACUGGGAUAUUCAGCAAUUGAGAU
Messenger RNA from Ochotona curzoniae (black-lipped pika), 1092 nucleotides. It is a transcript of the gene DLEU7, whose product is annotated as deleted in lymphocytic leukemia 7. The coding region runs from base 1 to 651 and encodes 216 amino acids. NCBI's taxonomy places the organism in Eukaryota, Metazoa, Chordata, Mammalia, Lagomorpha, Ochotonidae. The record is from RefSeq and is a predicted model, not a curated record. The transcript is spliced from 2 exons.